AUGGCUGAUAAUGGAAAGAAACAAAGUGAGGAAAGUACAGCCCAGGUGGUGGAGAAUCACGCACAUUCCAAGUCACAUGACCUGCUGUAUUCUGUGGAAGACAACCCUCCCUGGUAUUUGUGUAUUGGACUUGGACUUCAGCAAUAUUUGACGGCAUUUGGCUCCACUCUAACUGUACCUUUGUUGCUAGCCCCGAAAUUCUGCAUGGCGGACGACUACCUUAGCAUCAGUCAGCUGAUCAGCACGGUUUUCUUUGUGUCGGGCAUGUGUACGCUAAUUCAGACUACGGUAGGAUGCAGACUGCCCAUCAUUCAAUCAACUUCGUUUUCCUUCGUGACUCCGGCCAUUGCCAUUCUAUCCCUGCCAAAGUGGUGCUGUCCGUUCACUGAUGAAGAUCGCUGUGGUAUGAACGAGACGGACCUACCGACUGUGGGCAGUGAAGAACAUCAGUACAUGUGGCAGGCGAGAAUCACUGAAAUUCAAGGCGCUAUAGUGGUUUCAGCUUUGUUCGAGGUUGUGGUUGGGUUCAGCGGCUUGAUGGGCUUUCUCUCGCGCUUCAUCGGACCGUUAGCUACAGUCCCUACCGUCAGCCUUAUUGGACUGUCCUUGUUCAAAGCUGCCUCCAAUCAGGCCUCCGACUAUUGGUGGGUGGCUGUUCUUUGUCAUGUGGUGAGAGUUCGAUCUCAAAACUCGAACCAGUUUUCCCAGUAUCUCCGUGGCUUAUCUUUUCCUAUACCAAUAUACAGGAAAGGUCAGGGAUGUGGAUUCGGCCGAUUUGCCCCCUUGAAAUUGUUUCCUGUUCUGCUGGGAAUCUGCCUGUCCUGGUUGGUGUGUUACAUCCUGACGGUAACCAAUGCGCUCACCUCUGACCAAGAGGAAUGGGGGUACCGGGCUAGGACAGACUCUGGGAUAUAUGUGCUGAACAACGCCCCCUGGUUCAGGUUCCCUUAUCCAGGGCAGUGGGGUGCGCCUGUAGUGACUGCGGCUGGAGUGUUCGCUAUGCUGGCCGGUGUACUCGCAUCAAUGGUAGAGUCCAUAGGAGAUUACUACGCCUGUGCCCGGUUAAGCGGUGCUCCUCCACCACCCGAUCACGCUCUUAACAGAGGGAUCGGAUUCGAGGGCAUUGGUUGUGUUCUAGCGGGGGUUUGGGGUUCUGGGAACGGCACAACUACCCACAGCGCGAACAUCAGAGCUAUUGGAAUCACCAAGGUUGGCAGUCGGUGGGUCAUGCAGGCAGCUGGUUUCACAAUGAUACUGCUUGGAUGUUUGGGCAAAUUCGGGGCCUUGUUCGUUACUAUCCCUACUCUCGUCGUCGGCGGGAUGUUCAUGAUCACGUUUGGAAUGGUGGCAUCGGUGGGACUGUCCAACCUCCAGUUCAUGGAUCUCAACUCGUCAAGGAAUCUUUUUAUUCUCGGGUUUUCUAUUUUCUUUGGACUGAGCUUACCUGACUGGAUCAGUAAAAAUCCUACCGCCAUUCAAACAGGGAGCGAAGCUGUGGAUCAGAUCCUGACAAUCUUGUGCGAUACUGGUAUGUUUGUCGGCGGAUUUUUUGGCUGCUUGAUGGACAACACCAUUCCAGGCACAGAAGAAGAAAGAGGGAUUCUGACAUGGCGCCAGAUGACCGAUGACGCCACUGAUGAAGCAUUCGGCAUGAACGUGGCCAGCACCAGUAUUUACGACCUUCCGUUGGUUCAAAAGUUUUUCAACAGGUGGAACUGGACGAGUUAUUUCCCCUUUUGCCCGACUUUUCGCGGAUUUAGCAGCUGUUGCCGAUGCCGAAAGAAGCUAGAUGCUGAUGAUGAAGAAGAAGGAGGAACCGUCAACAUGGGAUAUGUGAACGGAACUGAGCGCUCUGACUGUACAGAGGAAAAGGCUACGAAAUUGUAG
Liolophura sinensis is the source of this 1887-nucleotide messenger RNA. RefSeq names its product solute carrier family 23 member 1-like. The record is from RefSeq and is a predicted model, not a curated record. Gene Ontology annotation, biological process: transmembrane transport. Lineage: Eukaryota; Metazoa; Mollusca; Polyplacophora; Chitonida; Chitonidae. Gene Ontology annotation, cellular component: membrane. The coding region runs from base 1 to 1887 and encodes 628 amino acids. Gene Ontology annotation, molecular function: transmembrane transporter activity. The transcript has 15 exons.